Iphiclides podalirius (scarce swallowtail) is the source of this 243-nucleotide messenger RNA. Lineage: Eukaryota; Metazoa; Arthropoda; Insecta; Lepidoptera; Papilionidae. The record is from the annotation of a GenBank genome assembly.
AUGGACCGAUUUAAUGCCGAAGCUGCGAUGUUCGAGGAGAGAAAUCGAGUGAAUUCGAAUCACCUGCUCAGUAUGGGAGGCGUCACCUGCACGCGGCAGAUGGCGGACAAAAAAGCACCGACCCUCUGCGGCCGGAAACUACGCACAAAGCGAAAUGGGACACGGGACCCUCCGGGAGAUUUGAAAGCUUUCGGGAACGACGGAUCGAGCAGAAAAGAGUUUUCAUGGCGGGCGAACACAACU